AGCAAUGUACAAAAAUUAAUCAAAAUGGCGUUUACGUCAGUGACAUAUCAAUGUUUUCUAUUGGAUUUUUUUGUUUAAAAGUAAGAUAUAAAUGUAAACCUGUUACGAUUCAUAAUAUAAUAUGUCUACCAAUAAUUUGUCUUCGGUUUUGAAAUCGUGUUCUGAAAGUGAGUUGAUUAAUGAAGUGUCUGAAAACAGUAUGACACAGAAGCAGGUGGAAGGAUCCCGAUUAAAACGUACAUUUACACUGCCUCGCAAUCCUUUUGGGACUACUAAGCCCGGGUCCAGUAAGAAUAAAACUGCCGAGAACGAAAGUAAACCAUCAAGCGCUAGUUCUGUUAUUGGAGACGCUCCAAAAGACGAGAAUGGCAUAGAAAGGAAGUUGUUUAGAAGGCCAUCAUGGAAAAGAUUCCUAAACAAGAUAGCGCAACACAUGAGCACUGUUCACGUAUCAGGCGUGAAGUCAGCUCCAGCUCUUGUCAAUGGUGAGCGGGUCCCAUGCAGUGGGGACCCACCAUGGCCAUUGGGUGCUACUCCAGCAGUCACCGGACUAAAGAACCACGGCAACACUUGCUACAUGAAUGCUGUCUUGCAGUGUCUCUCACACACGGAUGUUAUUUCCGAAUAUUUUGUACUAGACCAUUAUAAAGUGGAUUUACAAAAAAGAAAUAAAAUUAAUUCUAAAAAGUAUGGUACCCGCGGAGAAGUGACAGAACAACUGGCAGCAAUAUUGAAAGCUUUAUGGGCGUGUCAUUACACACCUGAUAUGAGUACAGCUUUUAAAGGUGCAGUUGAAAGACAUGGAACCCAGUACAGAGGGAACAGUCAACAUGAUGCACAGGAAUUUCUAUUUUGGUUACUUGACAAAGUUCAUGAGGAUUUAAAUACAGCUACAAAAAAGAAAUAUAAGACUAUUAAGAACACAUGUGGUAAGCCCGAUGAAAUAGUUGCAGCUGAAACAUUAGCAAACCAUGCUAGACGGAACAGUUCAUUUGUUCAGGCUGUUUUUCAGGCUCAGUAUAGGUCAGCAUUGACUUGUGCAAAGUGUGAGCGCACGUCGUGUACAUUUGAUCCAUUCCAUUGCGUAAGUGUGCAGCUACCGUCACGACUGGCUACGGCCCAGCCGUCGCCCCUCCCUGUUAAUGUAGUGUAUGUAAACCAGCAGCCGCGACAAGUGCGAAUCGGUGUAGAAUUGACACCAAACGCGACAAUGGACGAUUUGCGGACAACACUACACAACGAUACGGGAAUCGAUCGCGACCACAUCAUACUCGCAGAAAUUAAUGAAAUGGGCUGGUGCGGGUCCCGCGCGGGCUGGGAGGCGGCGGGGCUGGACUGGGGCGCGCUGUACUGCGUGGAGGCGCCGCCGCUGCUGGCCGCGCCCGCCGCGCCCUACCUGCUGCUGCUGUGGGUCAACCUGCUCGACGGGGAGCGCUUCGGAUCACCUUAUGCCAUGCAAGUACCUCGCGAGAUAUCCUACGAGGACUUGCAGAAGCUGAUGCUGAAGGAGAUGUGCCAGGUCGUAGCCGAGCGCGUGCUAGAAAACGCGCAGGGGACUGACAUAUUCCGCGCUCGGAUCGCCGAGACUCACCGCCCUCGGGACCCCGCGUAUUUGCAACCGGAGCUUCCACACCCGUUGUUUUCUCUGGACGUAGAGCAAGCGCUGUGUGCACAUGACAAACAUCCUCACCUUAGACUAGAGCUGCUCUGGGACGCCGCUCAUCGAGAUAGCAUCAUCCGCGAGGCCACGGAGUCGUGCGAGGUGCACGUGUCGGCGGCGGGCUCGAGCGCGCCGCUGACGCUGCACGCGUGCCUCGCGCACUACACGCGCGCAGAGCAUCUGGCGCAGGAGGACGCCUGGAGGUGCCCACAGUGCCAACGAUAUAUGCCUGUGGUGAAAACCCUCGGUCUCUGGUCUCUUCCAGAUAUUUUAGUAAUACAUUUAAAAAGAUUUCGGCAGCAAGCCAAAGGUCGUACAAGUACAAAAUUAACAGCAAUGGUUGAGUUUCCUCUGAAUGAUUUCGACAUGACGCCACAUCUAGUCAGAAGGAACUCACAAGUGGCCGAAUCGCCCAGUCACUCCCGGUCUCCCAGAAGAAGAUUCUCCAAGACUCCUGCGAGCAACCCUCAAGAAAAUAUGUAUGAUCUCUAUGCUAUAUGUUACCACCAUGGAGAUGAUCUUGAGACUGGACAUUACACGGCAGCCUGUAAAAACCCUUACGACGGACAUUGGUACAAGUUCGAUGAUUCUAAAGUAACACCAGUUGACGAUGAAAACGCAUAUAGUGAAUUAGUGAAUAACACAGCUUACAUGCUGUUCUAUAAGCGAAAAAAGCCAAUCGUUACGCAUUCAUAUUCAUCUGAUGACCACAACGGUCAUUGGGCGUUACGGAUGCCUAAAUAUGUUAAACGAACGACCGAAACGCAGAGUGAGUUGACUGAGGUAAAAGAGGAGAGCGUCAUCGAGGAAGUCAAGACUGAACUACCAAACAACGAGCCAGACUCGGAGUCUGACGUCACGGCGGCGACGCACAGCCCCUCACUCUCGCGAAGUGUUGCCAGUCUUCCCGAUGAUAGUAUGGUAGAAGUCACAUCUCCAGUGAAACACACAGUGACUGUUAUACACAACACAACAACUACAACAACUUCUAUAGUGCAGUCGCCCACUCUCCAACGGCCGCUAAUAGUAGAAAUAAAUGGGAAUAAUAAUAAUAAUACGACGACUAAUGACGAUAAAAUCGAAAACGAAAACGAAACGAGCGUGGCGCUUGAACCUUACAUACAUAAAGACGUCCACGUGAAUCCUAAGAUGACACCAGUGGACACCCGCCGGCCGCGCUCAGUCGACUAUCCGAACCGGUCAAACGCCGCCUCUCCAGCGACGAGAGACACGAACAGGAACUAUGAGAGCUCUCCAUUAGUAGCUAGUAUAAACGAGGUCGAAUAUCAUCCCACCACCGAAGACUUGAUGUUGUCUAUGUUCCAGGAAUCGAAAUUCAUUGUUCCUAGACACACCAAUCAUGUCACUGGGGAAUCUCAUAGGACAGGAGAGAAGUCUGCUGUUUGGAAAACUCGAAUAUCUACAUGAGGGCAGCAGGUGAUGUUUGAAGAAUACUUUAAUAUACAAACUUGUUCUUUAUUUAUUUUAUACACAAACUUAGAUCUGAGGAUUCCAUGUAGCUGACAGUUAAAAUUGCGUAAGAAUUAUAUUUGCGCACGGUAUAACUAGGGCGGUAUGUCAGAGGCUUAUUACAUUAUGUAGAUUCCAUUGUUAACUUAUUUUUGCAUCCUCAAUUCCAUUCAUCUUUAUGUUAACCAGUCAUUUUGCAUCUUCAUUAAGCUGAUUGUUGUCUGUGUUACGGUUGUAUCCCGAUGCGUAUAGUCGUGUGUUACGCCAAAGAGUCAAUUCAGUCGGUAUAAUGUUACUUGUUAAAAAAUAAUUUAGAUGACAGUUGAAGUGUUCUAUUAUUUUGUUGCAAUAUUAUGGUGUUGCAAAUUCUCCUCCUCUCAACAUCGGGAUAUUGUCUGAUAUGUCUUAGGAUACUGUCAGGUAAUAAUGAGGCCUUAUAUAUAAUUUGUCGUUAGGUGAGAUAUAUUUGACAAAUACUAUUGACUAGAUACAAAGUUAACAAUAUAUGUUUUAUAAAUAGGACCAAUCAUGCCCUCGUACAUUUAGAUCAGUUAUGUUCUUCACUUUAAUUUGAAAUAAAUAUAAAUCAUGUACCUAUAUACAAUGUACAAUAUAGAUGAAACUGAUAACUUGAUUAUAUGAAUGUAGCUAGAGGGCGUUAUAAGUAAUCACAUUUGUGCCUUGGCCCUGGAGAUGUUGUGAUUUUAAAAUUUAACAUAAAUAAAAUACAUUAUGCUGCGAACAUUAUGACUAAAGUUAAAAUAUUUGUACAGCUAUUUCGAUAUACAUAUAUGUAAGCAUUUCGAAAUGUAAUAUGUGUAAAGUAUAAGUUACUGUUGGAUAACUGAUAUGGUACGCGUUUGUGUUGGGAUCUUUGUCUACCGUGAUUAUACUAUGCCACUUACAAGAUUUUGUAUAAUAUCGUGACGAUUAUUGUGAUUUAUUAAUUAUUGUACAUAUACAUGUGUUUAUGUAUAUUUUUUAGUGAUUUGCUAUAAUUUACCUAAACUGAUAUUCGAAUUUGGAUUAAAAAAUGACUUUUGUAAAUAUUAAAAAUUAUAUUUUACUUUUCAUAAAUGCACAUGAUUUAGAUUACUUUAUGCAUUUUAUCGUGAUGAUUUUUUUUGUAUUAAUUUAUUGUACCUACCUAUUGAAAUUGAUUUUUAUAUAAAAGACAAUUGUUAUAUCACAAUAAGUAUCAGAUUUGCACUAGAAGUGAAUAAGCGGUUGGAUUGGUUGAGUUGUCGACGAUACGGCUGUUUUGUGCAGGAUUUGUAUUGUAACGUGGCCUAAACGUAACCUGUGAUCCAUUACUUUAUCAGGAUACAUAACUUAGUACCUAUGAAAUAAUUCAGUGACAUUUCUAGCAAGUAAUCAAAUUAAAAACAUAUAUGUUAUGGACACUUGAUUCAAAUUAAAUCUUAAAUAAAUUUCCAGUCCGUGUUACGUCAUAAGUUGAAUAAAAUAAAUGUAUUUUCGUUAUAAUAGUUUCAGGUCCAAUACUGAAAUGUUUCUGGAUAUUUGCCGACGUGCUUAAUUUACCCGAUUAUGAUAAUUUUGUUGUAUUGGAAAGUUGAAAUGUUAUUAAUUAUAGGUAUAAAUGUCUGGCUCUCAAUUUUUGAUCACAGAUUAAAUAAUUUAUUGAUAAGUCUUCGGAGAUUCGACCUGGGAAUUUUGAAAAUGGAACGAAUUAAAAUUACAUGAACCUUUGGCUGGUAUUAAUUUGCGUUGUUAAAUUACUGAUGUUUAAAUGAUACUUAUACAUGAGACAUACUUUUUUUAUAAUCUAUACCUUUAGAACCAUAAACAACAUUGAGAUUUAGAACGGGUCCAUCUCCGAAUAUUUGUAUUAUGUUCGUUGUUUUAAUUUAAAGAUGUUUAUUUUAAUUUCACCAUGUUAUGUUAAAAUAUAAGCGUUGUCCACAGUUUUA
Trichoplusia ni (cabbage looper) is the source of this 5061-nucleotide messenger RNA. RefSeq names its product ubiquitin carboxyl-terminal hydrolase 43 (gene Usp15-31). Gene Ontology annotation, molecular function: cysteine-type deubiquitinase activity. NCBI's taxonomy places the organism in Eukaryota, Metazoa, Arthropoda, Insecta, Lepidoptera, Noctuidae. The record is from RefSeq and is a predicted model, not a curated record. The transcript has 14 exons. Gene Ontology annotation, biological process: protein deubiquitination. The coding region runs from base 122 to 3088 and encodes 988 amino acids.